Nyctereutes procyonoides (raccoon dog) is the source of this 5565-nucleotide messenger RNA. It is a transcript of the gene LARP1B, whose product is annotated as La ribonucleoprotein 1B. Gene Ontology annotation, cellular component: cytoplasmic stress granule; cytosol. Bases 390 to 3779 code for a protein of 1129 amino acids. NCBI's taxonomy places the organism in Eukaryota, Metazoa, Chordata, Mammalia, Carnivora, Canidae. The record is from RefSeq and is a predicted model, not a curated record. The transcript has 20 exons. Gene Ontology annotation, molecular function: RNA cap binding. Gene Ontology annotation, biological process: mRNA stabilization; positive regulation of translation.
GCACGCGCCCGCUGCGCUCCGCUAGAGGUCUCCCGGCCCCUGCUCGCCUCGCUCGCCUCGCUCGCCUCGCUCGAGCCUCGCUCGCCUGCGCCGCUGCCUGCGCCAGGUGAGGGCUCGCGGCUCCCGGCUGCGGCGCCCGGCGCUUGCUGGCUGGCUCGGAGCGUGAGCCUGCGAGGCGGGCUGGGGCGGCGGGCGGUUAGCGCUCCGUUCCACGCGGGGAGGGGCGGCACGCCGGGCGCUGCACGGCGGUGGCGGCGGCGGCGGCGGCGGCCGGGCUUUUGGGUUUUGUGCCCCGGGCCGGAGCCGGUCGGUCCCCCGGCGGAGAGACGGGCAGUCGGGCUCCCUGGCCGCGGGCCCCCCCUGGCUGGGGCGGCUGGGGCCCGGGGACCAUGUCGGCGGUGCCCGCCGCUCAGCCCCGGGAGGAGCCCCCCGCGGUGGCCGCCGAGAAGGAGUCGCUGUUGGUAACGGCGCCCGGACGCGAGGGCAAGGAGGCCGCGACAGCCAUCAGCGCGGGGGCGCGGGGAGAGCCGUCGCCGGCGCCGGCGCUGGUGCUGGGGCGCAGCGUGCCGCAGGCGGCCGUGCCCGUGCGACCCCUGGCUUUGCACCUGGCGCGCAAGGCGCGCGGCGCCGGGGGCCCCUCGGGCGGGGGAGCCCCGCCACCCGUACCGAGGGCCCCGCGGGCGGAGGACGCCCUGGAGGAGGAGGCGGCGGCCGGCCGGGAGGAAAAGCUGCAGCCGCCGCCGCCGCCGCCGCCGCCGCCGCCGCCGCCGCCUAAGGAGAACCCCUGGACCAAAAAGCCUCCCCAGCACCUGUCCCCUGCCGGGACGGGGCCGCCGCCGUCCCCCCUGGAAACCCUGGAGGCAGAGCUCAGUUCCCCUAAAAUUAUAAAAGCAGGAAAACUCAAGACAAAGAAAUCCAACAAGGCUAGUGAUUUCAGCGAUAUGGCGAAUUGGCCAACACCAAGUGAAUUAGUGAACACUGGAUGUCAGAGUGUCAUCAGCCAAGGAAAUAAGAAACCACAAAAUAGAAAAGAAAGAGAAGACAAGGUUGAAAAGAGAAUUAACAGUGAGAGCAAAGAAAGCCGGGAAACAAAAUUAGAUGGUCCUGGUGAAAAUGCCAGUGAGGAUGAGGCUCAGUCAAGUAAUCAACGAAAGAGAGCUAAUAAGCACAAGUGGGUACCACUCCACUUAGAUGAUGUAAGACCAGACAGUCAAGAAAGACCAGGAUCUCGGAACAGCUCAAGAUGUCAACCUGAUGCAAAUAAAUCAUCAUAUAAUAAUAGGAGAAAUGAUACACGAAGUUGGAGGCGUGAUAGAGAAAAGAGAGACGAUCAAGAUGAAGUUUCCAGUGUGAGAAGUGAGGGUGGCAAUAUCCGAGGUUCCUUUAGAGGCCGAGGAAGAGGCCGAGGACGGGGAAGAGGACGAGGCAGAGGAAAUCCUCGACUGAACUUCGAUUACUCAUAUGGUUAUCGAGAACAUGGUGAAAGGACUGAUCAGCCAUUUCAAACAGAACUUAAUACCAGUAUGAUGUAUUACUAUGAUGAUGGUACAGGUGUACAGGUGUAUCCUGUGGAAGAAGCAUUGCUUAAAGAGUAUAUAAAACGCCAAAUUGAAUAUUACUUCAGUAUAGAAAAUUUAGAGCGGGACUUCUUUCUUAGGAGAAAGAUGGAUGAACAAGGUUUCUUGCCUAUUUCCCUGAUUGCUGGUUUCCACCGUGUUCAGGCUCUCACUACAAACCUUAAUCUCAUUUUAGAGGCACUGAAAGAUAGCACAGAAGUGGAAAUUGUGGAUGAGAAAAUGAGAAAAAAGAUAGAACCAGAAAAGUGGCCAAUUCCAGGCCCUCCUCCACGUAGCGUGCCACAAACAGACUUCUCUCAACUGAUUGAUUGCCCAGAGUUUGUACCAGGCCAAGCCUUUUGUUCACAUACAGAAUCUGCCCCAAAUUCUCCAAGAAUUGGAAGUCUGCUGAACCCAAAGAAAAAUACUGAAACAAGUAAUCUUCAAGCAAUGUCUAGAGGUUUGUCUACUAGCUUGCCUGACUUGGACUCAGAACCUUGGAUAGAAGUAAAAAAGAGACAUCGUCCAUCUCCAGUGAAAUUGAAGAGUAAAGAUCUGGCUUGGAGGAAAGCUGACUUGACUAUAGGUUCUGGGGGCCUAGAUAUUUCAGUGAUACCUGCUAAGGAAUCAUCAUCUCUACCUGAAGAGGCAUCAAAUCAGCUGUAUCCUUCAGAUGAGCAAGAGCAAGAAGAGCUUGAUUUUUUAUUUGAUGAAGAGAUAGAACAAAUAGAAGGACGAAAAAACACAUUUACGGAUUGGUCUGAUAAUGAUUCAGAUUAUGAAAUUGAUGACCAGGAUUUAAACAAGAUUUUAAUUGUCACUCAGACACCACCUUACAUGAGAAAACAUCCUGGAGGAGAUCGAACAGGCAACCACAUGUCUCGGGCAAAAAUUACAUCUGAACUUGCUAAAGUCAUUAAUGAUGGCUUAUAUUACUAUGAACAGGAUCUAUGGAUGGGAGAAGAUGAAAACAAACACACAGCCAUAAAGCAAGAAGUUGAGAACUUUAAGAAGCUAAAUCUCAUUAGUAAAGAACAGUUUGAAAACCUAACACCUGAACUUCCUUUUGAGCCAAACCAAGAAGUUCCUGUAGCACCUUCACAGUCCAGGCAAGAUUUGAGUGAUGAAUCAGCCCAGAAGCUGUUUGAUGUUUCAGGAAUAUCUUUAGCAACAUUGGCCCAUUCAUUGCCCACAGCAGUUCCAGAAUCUCCUAGAAUUCAUCCUGUGAGGACACCUAAAACACCUCGAACACCCAGGUUACAAGAUCCAAACAAAACACCAAGAUUUUAUCCUGUCGUUAAAGAACCAAAAGCUAUUGAUGUAAAGAGUCCAAGAAAAAGAAAAACAAGACAUAGUACAAAUCCCCCUCUAGAAUGUCAUGUUGGUUGGGUAAUGGAUUCCAGAGAUCACGGGCCAAGAACAUCUUCUGUCAGCAGUUCAAAUGCUUCACCUUCAGAAGGUGCACCACUAGUAGGAGGUUAUGGAUGUACUCCUCAUUCAUUCCCAAAGUUCCAGCACCCUUCUCAUGAACUUUUGAAGGAAAAUGGCUUUACCCAACAAGUGUACCACAAGUAUCGUCGAAGAUGCCUAAGUGAGAGAAAACGCUUGGGAAUUGGCCAGUCCCAAGAAAUGAAUACCCUCUUUCGUUUCUGGUCCUUUUUCCUCAGAGAUCACUUCAAUAAAAAAAUGUAUGAGGAAUUUAGACAACUUGCUUGGGAAGAUGCAAAAGAAAAUUACAGGUAUGGAUUAGAAUGUCUGUUCAGGUUUUAUAGUUAUGGACUGGAAAAAAAAUUCAGACAAGAAAUUUUUAAAGAUUUCCAAGAAGAAACCAAAAAAGACUACGAAUCUGGUCAGCUGUAUGGAUUAGAAAAGUUUUGGGCUUACCUAAAAUAUUCUCAAUCUAAGACACAGUCUAUUGACCCAAAACUUCAGGAAUACCUCUGUAGCUUUAAGAGGUUAGAAGACUUCCGCAUUGAUCCCCCGAUUAGUGAGGAAUUUGGAAGAAAAAGACAUUCAUCUACUUCUGGUGAGGACAGUAGUCGUCAUAGACUUCCAUCUAAUUCCUCUGCAAAGCCACCAAAUGCUGCUAAGCGUACAUCUGCUAAUCAGCUUCAGGUCCCAAUAAACUGUCCCAGAAGGAAUACUUCCCAGGAGUCCAGUGACAAUUCACACCAGAACAGUGCUGCCUCAGUCUCAACAGAUGGUGAAAUGCCUGAGAAAUAGACUCUUAUGAAAGUUGUUUGCCCUUGAAAUCAACAUUUACAUCAGUAUUUAUUUGGGGAAAAUCUUCUGAUGUUUGAUUGUGAUAAUCACAAAAAAGAAAAAGGAAGAAAAGCGGUAGCAUUUUUUUCUAACAAGAUAAAUUCUGAAAACUCAUUUUCCCUGAUGUCAUGAGCAAGGAUAGUUUUGGUGACCUUUUAUAGAGAUCCUCUAGUAAUGUAUUUUGGUUUCAGUAUUUCUUUUUCAAAGCAAUUGUUUAUAAGAACAGCAUUCCUUAAAUAUAUAGAAAAACAAUGCAAGGAAUGCCUAAACAUUUCAGCUCAUACUUCUUAAAGAAGAUAUAGUAUGUUGUAUUCAUCUCUUCUAUAGAGCUUUCCUAAAGAAUCCAAUUACCCUGUUAUCAAUUCAUAUUUGAACUUAUCAAAAACAAAGGAAGAUUACGUAUAUAUUUUUUAAAUUCAAAAAAAAUACAUUUGCUCUUCUUUUAGACCAAUAGCUUAAGGAAAUUUUUUUUUUUUUACCAAACUAGAACUAUAUUGCAGUUAAAUUGAAGUAUGAAAUAUGUGCACUUUGGAUGCUGGGUUUGGCUUUUUUCCUCCUCUAGUCAUACCUCAUGAUUUCCAUAGUUAUUGUUGUGCUAGUGUGGAAUGUUCUGAAUUGACAUCAGCUGGUUACAUAUUAGAAGAGAUUUACUUUUUGUGGCUCUAUAAUAAACAUGCACAAGUAAUUGAAAACUGGGUUGGGAUUGGUUGGAAUUUUGUUCUAAAUCAAUUAAAUCUUGCCCUGUUUCUAAUGCAUCUUCUGUUUGUACAUUUGCAGGUGGGUAUGACAGGUAGUCAGAUUAUCUUCAGCUUAAAAGUAGUACUUGGUUUUUCCUUUCUGUUUCUUUUAGUUUUGUUUUAUGCUCAUGUUUUCAAGAGUUAUAGCAAAUUGAUUUCUGAUUUUUAUUGCUCUUGCAACUGAUGUAAAUGAUAGUUUCAGUUUUUGUGGGAAUUAAAAAAAUAAAGCACUUAUUCUAAAUUAUUGGAAUUGAUUUUUAAUUAUUUUGUUUAGAAUAUAGUUGAAAGCUGUAAUAUUCAAAUUCUGCUAGUAGAAGACUAUUAUAUUUUGUGAAGGAAGUUCCAGUUAUAAAUUUAUCCGUUUAUAUUUACCGCGUGUAUUUUCUUGGCAGAGCAGCUAGUUUAAUACACUAAAUUAUUAUUUUCUCUUUGAUGUCUUGUUCUUAUGGGAUGACAACAUCGAAAUACAUACAAUCUUUGGAUAAAUGGACUAUUAAUCAGGAAAAAAGAUUUUCAUUAGUUGUUACCCAUGCAUAAGUGAUAAUCUAUAGUUUAAUAUUUGGGGGUCAUUUUGAUGUGGUAAUUUUAAGAAAUAGUCAAAUUUGAAUAUUUAGAAAAUAAAUUUUACUUAGAGAUGUUGAGAAAAGAAUGCAAAACAAGGGAUUAGAAUAAUAAAUUUCUAGAUGUUUUCUUAAGUGGAUAUGUAGUUCUGGCUUUUCACUGAGAAGUUUCCAAAUCAUACUUACUAGCUUUAAUGCGGUUUCUUGAAAUGAUCUAAAGAAUUUUCUCAGUAUCCUUUUUGUAUUGAACACAUACAUCUGAAACUUGUGUUUAAGAUUAUUUCUACUCACCUAAAUAUGCAAGUGUAAAUUUGAUUUGAAAAUUGUAUAUUUUAUAUGAAAAUACGGUAAUCAAGAGUUUUGUGAUAUGUAAUAAUUAGAAAUUUUAUCAUUAUUUUGAUUAUAAAAGUAAUACAUGUAACUGAGGGAUUUAGAAAAGCACAAAGAAGA